Molecule: messenger RNA, 4561 nt
Organism: Malurus melanocephalus (red-backed fairy wren)
Lineage: Eukaryota; Metazoa; Chordata; Aves; Passeriformes; Maluridae
Gene: CASD1
Product: CAS1 domain containing 1
Exons: 18
Coding region: 142-2538 (798 amino acids)
Cellular component (GO): Golgi membrane
Molecular function (GO): N-acetylneuraminate 9-O-acetyltransferase activity
Source: RefSeq, a predicted model, not a curated record
CGCGGGGUGUGGGGCUGCUGUCGGCCGCGGCGGCGGGGACGGCGGCAGCGGCGGGGUCCGCGUUGGCCGCCGGCGGGGACCCAGUGCUGCCCCGCCGCGCCCGCCCGCUCCAUCGCACGCUGUUGUCAUGGAGGAGCCAAGAUGGCGGCGCUGGCCUACACCGGGGGCAAGCGGGAGAUCAACUACUACUUCAGCGUGAGGAGCGCCAAGGCGCUGGCGCUGGGCGCCGUCCUGCUCCUCACCGCCUGCCACGCCGCCUCCCGCCGCUACCGAGGUGGCGAUACAUGUGAGUAUCUUCUGUCCAGUGGGAGAUUUCUUGGAGAAAAAGUAUGGCAACCUCACAGUUGUAUGAUGCAUAAGUAUAAAAAUAGUGAAGCRAAAAAUUGCCUCAUAGACAAACAUGUUGUGUUUAUAGGAGAUUCUAGAAUUCGACAGCUGUUCUAUUCAUUUAUAAAACUCAUAAAUCCUCAAGUCAAAGAAGAGGGAAUUAAGCAUGGAAAUAUCCCAUUUGAAGAUAAAUCUGCUUCAAUUAAAGUGGAUUUUCUAUGGUAUCCAGAAGUUAAUGGCUCUAUGAGGCAACGUAUCAAAUCUUGGACUGAGGGUCCUGUGGCAAAACCUCAUAUAAUUGUAGUAGGAGCUGCCACGUGGUCUAUCAAGAUUCACAAUGGCAGCAACGAAGCCCUUGCACAAUAUAAAAUCAAUAUCACUUCAAUUGCACCUCUUUUGGAAAAAUUAGCAAUAAGUAGUGAUGUUUACUGGGUCUUACAAGAUCCUGUUUAUGAAGAUAUACUGAGUGAAAGUCGGAAAAUGAUCACAAAUGAGAAAAUAGAUGCUUAUAAUGAUGCAGCUGUUCGUAUUCUGAACAGCAGCUCYCGAAAUUCCAAAGCUAAAGUUAAAGUGUUCAGUGUAUCAAAAUUGAUAGCACAAGAAACUAUCAUGAAGUCUGCAGAUGGCCUGCAUCUCCCUGAAUCAAGCAGAGAUACAAAUGCAAUGAUUCUUAUGAAUGUCUACUGCAAUAAAAUAAUGAAGCCCAUUGAUGGCUCCUGCUGCCAGCCUCAGCCUCCUCUCACUCUGAUACAGAAGAUAGCCUUCUGUUUUUUUACUUUGUCCAUUGUUGGAUAUUUAAUUAUCAGCUUAAUUCAUCGGAAUAAUUAUCGGAAGAACAAAUCAUGCACUGAUUUGGAAAGUGGAGAGGAGAAGAAACCUGCCAUCAGCACACCUAACGUUUCUACAUUAGAGAUGCUCUUACACUGCUUUUGCAAACUUGGUCUAAUCAUGACCUAUUUUUAUCUAUGUGACCGAGCAAAUCUUUUCAUGAAGGAAAAUAAAUUUUACACACAUUCAUCUUUCUUCAUACCAAUCGUCUAUAUCUUGGUUUUGGGGGUAUUUUAUACUGAAAAUACCAAAGAGACUAAAGUGCUAAAUAGAGAACAGACUGAUGAAUGGAAGGGCUGGAUGCAACUUGUUAUUUUGAUUUAUCAUAUCUCUGGAGCAAGCACUUUUUUGCCUGUGUACAUGCACAUUCGAGUUCUGGUUGCUGCGUAUCUGUUUCAAACAGGUUAUGGGCACUUCUCAUAUUUUUGGAUAAAAGGGGACUUUGGUGUAUACAGAGUAUGUCAGGUUUUAUUUCGUCUCAAUUUCUUGGUUGUGGUGCUGUGCAUAGUGAUGGACCGACCUUACCAGUUCUACUACUUUGUGCCAUUAGUCACUGUCUGGUUUAUGAUCAUYUAUGCCACCUUAGCUGUAUGGCCUCAGAUUGUCCAGAAGAAAGCAAAUGGGAACUGCCUCUGGCACUUUGGUUUACUGCUGAAACUGAUUUGCUUACUGACAUGUAUAUAUUUUUUGUCAUAUUCUCAGGGUGCAUUUGAGAAGAUAUUUUCAUUUUGGCCAUUGUCCAAGUGUUUUGAACUGAAUGGGAAUGUCUAUGAAUGGUGGUUUAGGUGGAAGCUGGAUCGCUAUGUGGUUUUUCAUGGGAUGAUGUUUGCUUUUAUUUAUCUGGCAUUGCAGAAACGUCAGAUGAUAUCAGAAGGAAAAGGAGAUCCUCUUUUCUCCAACAGAGUUUCAAAUGUUUUAUUAUUUAUUUCAAUUGUGUCCUUUUUUACCUACUCAAUUUGGGCUAGCAGYUGUAAAAACAAGACAGAGUGCAAUGAGCUACAUCCUUCUGUUUCUGUGGUGCAGAUUUUAGCUUUCAUUCUCAUCAGGAACAUUCCUGGAUAUGUCCGAUCUGUGUAUAGCUCAUUCUUCGCCUGGUUUGGCAAAAUUUCUUUAGAGCUUUUCAUUUGCCAAUACCAUAUUUGGCUGGCAGCAGACACAAAGGGGAUCUUGGUGCUCAUUCCUGGAUAUCCAAUGUUUAAUGUUCUUGUCAGCACUUUUAUAUUUGUGUGCGUGGCACAUGAGAUUUCUCAGAUCACUAACGAUCUAGCACAGAUUGUGGUUCCUAAAGAUAACUCAACUCUGCUGAAAAGGUUGCUAUGCAUAGCUGGAUUUUUUUCUGGACUACACUUCUUCUCAGCAAUGCAAGAUCAGUCAAGGCAUUAACUUGGAAACUUUCUUCAGGUUUACUUUGUGUCUGCCUGAACAAAAAUUCUCAACUGGAGGUACAAGAAGACAUUUAAAUUAAGCGUGUGGAAAAUGUAUAUAGUGGAAAUGUACAUAUUUUGUGUGGAAAUAGCCUUCUCAAAUAAUCUGAGAAACAAGAGUGCACUGUACAGAAUUGCAUGUGAAAMUGAGUCUUUUCUACUGGAUGUUUGUUUCUGUUUACAUAUCUGUUGAAAUGCGACACGAAGAAGUGCAGUGGUUGAGCAAUUCAUGGGCAUAUUGUGGAAUUCAGCUGGCGCUGGGUGAGCUGUUGCUGAGGGGCUGUUCCAAGCAUCCUUCUGGGCAAGGAACAAACCAAGCACACCUGGGAGCCUUUGGAACUGCCACUGGAGCUGAAACAGCAAAACCAGGGCAUGUCUGAAUUUGCAGUUAGAAAUUAGUGCUUUGGGUGGAAAUAGUAGUACAUGUUAUAUGAAACCCUUUAUAUGUGGAAAUAAAAAGUAAUCAUCAAUUCAGUGAUUGAAGAUUAUAUACAAGUUUACAUAAUAUUUUAUGAGGGUUUUUUUUUAGAAAUUUAAGAUGUGUUCAGCAAAUAUGAUGAAUUCUGAGACAAAWUUUUUUUAUAAAGAAAAUUUUGGGGUUUUUUUCUAAAAUAGGUUUGCCUUUUCAUAAUUCUUCCACUAAUUCAUUUAACURUAUGUAGUUCUGUGUACAACUCCAGUGAACAAACAGAUGAAUAAUUUUCAGAGAAUCAGUUCGAGAUGAAACAUUUUUAGGAGACUUUCCAACCUUUUCCAGUCAGACAGAAUCUUAUCAUAUCCACUCCAUCACACCUUAGGGGAACAGUGAUCCUAUCCCUGAGUUUGUAGGUGACCUUGAAUUAAGUCUCAUUAGGGAACUGGUGCCAUAUUCUAUGCUGUAAUAAUGUUUUCAUUUAAAAGGAUUCAAGUCAGUCUGUUGAUAUCAUGAGGAGGAGGGAUUGAGUGGUCAUCUUUGUUGCAUGCMGAUGGUUAAGUCUCAGAAUUACAAGUGAAAUGAGAUUGGAGCUGUUUGGAGAAAACUGUUUUCCCGUCCUUUUCAGCAGUGCCCAGUCUUUCUCAUUACUUUUUUCCUUUAGCAAAAACCCUGUAGUUGAAAGAAAUCGUCCUUCAGUGUGGCAGUGAUAAGCUGUUGUUUACAUUCUACUUAUCAGUGAAGCUAUGGACAUUUUUGGUUGGUUGUGGUUUUCGUUCAAGUGAUAGUUUGACCUCUAGUUGCUUUUUUCAUUUUAUUCUUCUCCUGAUUAUUYGUUAGCAGUCAAAAACCUGAGUACAAUAUUAUUUUCCAAGCAUAUGUGCAAUUAUGUAUGAUUAUAAACAACAUGAAUCCUAAUUUGAACCAUAUAUACUGUCACAUGCAUGGUUUUGGUCUUAUCCCAGGUAAAACAUUGAAUUCAAUCUUGCAGCCAUUAAUGAGUGCAAAACAAAUUUGUGAAAAGAAUGGCUUUUUUUUUUUGUGGUGAACGUUUUCUUUUAAAGAAUGAGCAGUCAAUCAUAAAAAAAAAAUAAAAAGAAAUCCUUCACUUCCCCCAAAUUCAGUAGUUUUAGUAAGCCUGCCAGCUGUUAGCAGGAUAUUGGAAAGAUACUCAGCUGUGUGUUCUGUGCRCAUAGUACUUCCAGUGCUUGGGAAUUUAACCUCCUUGAUCAAUCSAUUUGAGCGACUGAAGGAAAGGGUGUAGGUGGACACCGUAGUGGGGGAUAGCAAGCAUGACCUUCAUCUAUGCCAGUAUUAUGAGCAACRGGGAACUGUGAGCUUGAGGGAGAAUUUUUGUUUUGUUCUUCACAACUUAAGUAUUGUAGAUAUAAUUCUAUUUAUCUGUUGUACAGACUUGGUUAAAAGAUUUAUUUUUAAUGUUUGAAAUAAUGCACUUGUUUACUAUUACUGUAUGUGGGAUAAAUAUAUUUUCUUUUCAGGUUAUGUAAGUAUAUGAAGUAAUUUAAACAUUAAAUAAAUGUGCUGUGGAUGCUUAUUUUUGUAAUGGGAG